CUCCGCCCUUUCAAAACACGACUAAACCGGUCCUGCAGUUUGACAUCAGUUUUUUUCCCUCCCUCCUCAGAGCGCAGCGCAACCUUGAGCCAAUGGAGUCCUGCACCGGUCACAUCUGAGUUCCGAUCUUAACAAUGUUUCUCACGCAAAAAGAGGCGCAAGGUGUAUAAGAGCUGCGGUACCGAGGGGACUUGGUGUGUGGUGCAGACUGAUCCAGAGCGCGCACACACACUCACACACACAUUAUGGCACAGAAGACGGUUCUGAUUGUGUACGCCCACCAGAGCCCGGGCUCGUUCAAUGCGGCGGUGCGGAACGUGACGGUGAAGGCUCUGGAGGAACAGGGCUGCAGAGUCAUCAUGUCCGACCUGUACGCCAUGAACUUCAGAGCUAACGCCACUUACGACGACAUCAUAGGCGAUUGGAAGAACCCCGAGCUUUUCCAGUAUGGAGAGGAGACCAUGCAUGCGUGGAAGGAAGGUCGCCUCAGUGAAGACAUUGUGGCUGAGCAGAACAAAAUUAAGGAAGCCGAUCUCGUUAUAUUCCAGUUUCCUUUGUACUGGUUUAGUGUGCCUGCCAUCAUGAAGGGCUGGAUGGACAGAGUUCUCACACAAGGCUUUGCUUUCUCCCUGGAAAAGAUGUACAAUAACGGCGUAUUCAAGGAUAAGAAAGCGAUGCUAUCCUUCAGUACCGGAGCAAUGCCGACGAUGUUUCGCCCUGACGGCAUCAAUGGAGACAUAAAUGUCACACUGUGGCCUCUCCAGAAUGGCAUUCUCCACUUCUGUGGAUUUCAAGUCCUCGCUCCUCAGAUAUUCUGGUGCCCGGUUCACUCCCCCCAUGUGGCGCGCACUGCAAUGCUAGAGGGGUGGCAAGCUCGACUCAAAGGACUUUUUGCAGAAAGGCCUUUGACCUUUGCCCCUUGCGAGCUUUUUGACCUCAGUUUUCAAGGGGGCUUCUUGCUUCACCCUUCAGUGAGGGAGGAGUAUCGGUCGCUUCCCUACGGCAUCACUACAGGCCACCAUCUAGGGAAACCGCUGCCCCCUGACAACCAGAUUACAGCUCAGCCCCCAGAUGAAAAUAGUGGCAAUUCAGCCUCUGAAGACAACCAGAUUACAGCUCAGCCCCCAGAUGAAGAUAGUGCCAAUUCAGCCUGUGAAGACAACCAGAUUACACCUCAGCCCCCAGAUGAAGAUAGUGCCAAUUCAGCCUCUGAAGACAACCAGAUUACAGCUCAGCCCCCAGAUGAAAAUAGUGCCAAUUCAGCCUGUGAAGACAACCAGAUUACACCUCAGCCCCCAGAUGAAGAUAGUGCCAAUUCAGCCUCUGAAGACAACCAGAUUACACCUCAGCCCCCAGAUGAAGAUAGUGCCAAUUCAGCCUCUGAAGACAACCAGAUUACAGCUCAGCCCCCAGAUGAAAAUAGUGCCAAUUCAGCCUCUGAAGACUAGGACCUUGAAGUCAUGCACAUGUAAUAGAAAAAAAAAAUCACCCUCAACACCAAAAAUGUGUGAUUUUAUAAUUUAAUAUGUUUACACAAGCAGAAGUAAAGCAGUCUAGAAAAAACUGUGACUUGUACUGUAGUUUAUUCACAGGCAAACAAAAUGUCAUUUGCACAUACACUGAUGUAUUUAUGUUGCUCUUGCUGUAACAGGAUCAAAAGGACAGAACAUGAGAAACAGGGGAGGCAACUUGAGUGAUCAGGACAAGCGGCAAUGUCAGUUGUACCAACACCACUGUGUAAAAUGAGAAAAUUAGUAAUAAAACAAAA
Myripristis murdjan (pinecone soldierfish) is the source of this 1768-nucleotide messenger RNA. RefSeq names its product NAD(P)H dehydrogenase, quinone 1 (gene nqo1). Bases 246 to 1448 code for a protein of 400 amino acids. NCBI's taxonomy places the organism in Eukaryota, Metazoa, Chordata, Actinopteri, Holocentriformes, Holocentridae. Gene Ontology annotation, molecular function: NAD(P)H dehydrogenase (quinone) activity. The transcript is spliced from 6 exons. Gene Ontology annotation, cellular component: cytosol. The record is from RefSeq and is a predicted model, not a curated record.